AUGUCGAAGUGGAAGAAGAAAAAGACCACUUUCAAAGACCUUAUCGAUGAAGAAACGAAACACUUACAAGCUGCGCCAUCCGCGAUAUCUAUUAGUACUUCAUCAGCAACGAUCUCACUCUCGAACUGCAAUACUCCAAUAGCUGAGGCUGAUCCGAGGGAAUCUGUUAUGAGAGAUUUUGGGCUGGCCGACGCUGGCGUUAAAGUUGGCGCUAUUGCUCAGAAGGCCUUAAAAUCUGCCGACCGUCUUCGAGCUGUUAUUGUAAAUGCCCGCAAUGGAUUCCGGGAACUUACUAGUACUUCUGAUCGACAAGAGAUUCACACUGUUUGCGACAAAGCUGAUCGAAGCCUCGCAUAUGUAUGCUCUGAACUUUCGAAGAUUAAGAACACUGCUGCAGAAGAGAAAGUCAGGGAGGUAUGGCAGGACGUGAAUGCUCUUGAAGAUAUCCUGUACGAUUGGAGAACAGCCUACCCAGAUGAUACAUCCCCUAUCAGAAUCAACAAUACCAAUUCCUUUGGACAACCCGAAGAAAAGCUGAAUGCGCCCACCCUGAUUGCAUAUACCAUCGCUCUCGUGAAUCAAGUAUUCGAGGGAGCAGCACGUCGCGGUUCCGGGGUGUUACUGAAAAUGUUGAAAUUGUUUGGUUAUUCCUUCAUUUCACUUGUUGGACAACCAAACUAUAUUCAGAGGAAGGCACUGAAUGACAUUCCAGAAUCGAUCCAAACUGUAGAAAAGGCCCUGAAUCUAGAUGUUCAGAGCAUUCCUUAUGCGGUAUGCCCUCGUUGCAGCUUCACACACAUCCCGACCUACCCUAACGGGCCUUCUGAUCCUGUCUAUCCCACUCAUUGUAACGAACGCCUCACUGAACUUUCGGAUCCAUGUGGAACAGACCUGCUGCAGGAAGGAAAACCGAUCAAGGUUUAUCACGCCUACUCCUUCUAUGAAUGGUUUGGCCGUUUCAUUGCUCACCCCGGAAUAGAGCAAUACGGAGACCGUUUCUGUGACGACAUUGCCUCGUUUGAGAAAAUCCCGGACACAAAGCGAGAUAUCAAAGAUGGCUCAUUUGUGCAUACUUUCAGGGGACAUGACGGAAAGCUUUUUCUUGCUGAACGAGGAAACGAGGGAAGAUGGGUCUUUCUCUUACAUGCCGAUUUCUUCAACGUCGAGGGGAACCGAAUACGGGGAAAGACAAGGUCGACGGGCAUCACAUCACUAGUGUGCCUCAAUCUGCCCCUUUCCAUGCGCAAUGACCCAGCUUGGAUCUUCAUUCCUGGCCUCAUCCAAGGGAAAAGUGAACCCGACGCUAAGAACUCGGAGCAUCGUCAUUAUUGGCGUCUCCUCAUUGACGAGUUCUCAGCUGGUUAUUCACGAGGAUUGCAACCUCAUCACACGUAUCGAUCUCGUUGCAGCGGGGAAGGGCUCAACGAGCGUGUGUUCCGGGUCGCCAUUGCUGGAGUUUUGAUGGACUUCAAGGCUGCCCGCCCUUUUGCAGGCUUCCUUGAUGUCACUUCUCAUCACACUUGCUUCUUGUGCAAGUGCUGGCAUCGCGCUCAUCUAGGGAGAACUGAUUUUCAAAAUUGGAAGACUGCAGCUGUUGAGUUUUUGAAAAGAGGAGCUGAGGCAUGGUUGAACGCAAAAACGCCGAAAGAACGAGAGGAAAUCGAAUUUUUCUAUGGUACCCGAUAUUCAGAACUUUGGCGCCUCCCUUAUUGGAAUCCCAUAAAGCAGCUAUUGGUUGAUCCCAUGCAUAUCUUCUUCCUCAUCCUCAUGCAGAGGUUGGCCCGUGAGGUUCUGGGCUUGGAUAAUCCUGAGUCUAGCGAGGAAGAACACAGGAAAUCAAAGACAUCUAAGAAGAGUCAGCAAAAGAAUUCCUUCAUUUCUUUCUAUCAUGAUUUUACUCCGCCGCCUCACUCUUCCGAGCUCACCUCCUCAAUCGAUACCACCGCAACUGUGCCGGAAAGUCUGGGACUUGACGAACCUGAAGCUGUAGAUCAACGACUCUCUGUACUCGAAUGGGGCAAUCUCCCUUCUGCGGAACAAACUGCUCGUGUUGCCAGAAUGGAACAACUUAAAGAAGAGAUUCAAGGGAAUCCUAGAGCCUUUCAAGGUAUCUCUGACCUUCAUUAUCUAUUGUCUCAGGGCCUUCCAGUCUCAAAACUUCACUGUGAUCGUCUUCGAAAGCGGUUAGGGAAAUUCAAAUGGGUUGUUCUGGCUUAUCCCCGUUUUCAUUCCAGAGGUAAAAAGGGCAUAAGUCGGCGAGAGUUUGGAGAUGCUUUGUACCGCUGGCUGUUGGAGCGAAUCGUGAACCCGGGUCAAACAUUUGAAUGGCCACACUUCAUGCCAAAGGAUAAGCCCGCCCCUUCGAUUCCCUGGCUACAGCUACAUAAUAUCCAUGAAAAUCAACGCAUGGACCCCCUUUGCGUACCGGGAUCAGAAGGUCGCUUAGAAUUGUUGGCAGAGACGAUCAAACGCUUCAACUGGCAUAGUUCUCACUCGGUCGGGCACAUACAUCGUUUCCUUAUCCAACCAAUCGAUGAACUAGUCGGUGAUAAACAGCUGAAGGUCAAUUUGAAUAGGCAAACGUUGAUCGCACUCUCCUUUGUCUGCAUUGACCUUGACAUUCUGCCCGAGGGUAAAUUUGGAAAAACGGAACUCAUCAAUCAGCUGGUCAAAUGGCGCCUGACUAAACCGUUGAAGCCCUUGCCACGGGUGUGUAUAGCAUCAGAUAAGGUCCUGCAAAUGGUUCAAAAAUCUAUUCGUGAAACUGUGGUUCCUUCAUGGAUCACUCGCCCACCAUCCGACAUGGGACUUCAACAAGCAGGAACUUUGAAGGCUGAUCAUUGGCGAGUUCUGUUCAACAUCCAUCUACCCUUCUCUUUGAUCCGCAUGUGGGGCAAGGGAUCUCCUUCAGCAGUGGAUAAUGCUGCUGAAAUGACUCCUACCCGCGAUCAAUUCAGAUCAUCUCUGAGGGACCAUAUACUCGGUUUGAAGCAAAUCUUCCCAGGAUUCAUGCUACCUACUCAUCAUUUGGCAUUCCAUAUAUACGAUUUCAUGGACGGUUUUUCUACUGUACGCAAUUGGUGGGGAUUCCCAUUUGAGAGAUUGAUCGGUAAGGUUCAAAGGAUGCCCACGAAUCAUAAAAUCGGUCAAUUGGAAUACACCCUAUUGAAGGUGUUUUAUAAAGGGGCCUUGUUUCGACGUUGGCUCAUGCGGCCUGAUUGUCCCGAUAUCCUGAAAUUAUGCAAAUAUCUCUUGGACAAAGCAUAUGGUUACAACACUGUUGAAUCAGAUGAAGAUGACAGUGACGUUUUAGAUGGCACCGAGGUCGCGGAAAUGAUGGAAGGUAAAAGCAACAAUCCUCCACCUGGUCACAAGGUAAUAUCAGGAUCGGUUAAGCUCCCUCUGAAGCUUGCGAAACGAGUGGGAAAUCUUCAGCCGAGAUGUUAUUCGCAGAUUCCGGCGGCAAAAGGCUUCUAUAGCAUUCCUAGUCGUGUCGUUGGGAAUAGCUAUGUCUGUUACCACCAGACUAAAGAUGUCCAGAAACCAUGGGUAGCAGGACAAAUCCAAUACAUCUUCGAGGAUGAGGGGGAAAUCAAAUUGGCUAUCAGACCAAGUAAACCAUUCACCGGACACCGUGAUCCGUUUGCACAGUUUGUUGACCAAGGAUUCGACUGCAGAGCGGUAUCUUCCCAAUUCCUUGACUGUUAUGAUAUUGUCACAGUGGAUUUUAUUGUGGGGCAUACAGCAAGGUGGGAAAUCGAGGCAGACUUUGUUGUUGUGCUAUCUCUCGGGCGGCAGGAGUGA
Molecule: messenger RNA, 3804 nt
Organism: Lentinula edodes (shiitake mushroom)
Lineage: Eukaryota; Fungi; Basidiomycota; Agaricomycetes; Agaricales; Omphalotaceae
Exons: 9
Coding region: 1-3804 (1267 amino acids)
Source: RefSeq, a predicted model, not a curated record